CCUGAUUCUCAGGUCGACCUGAUGCAAUGCUCCGUCUUGGGAUCGAGAUGGGCUCCCGUUGAACCCUCAGCUCGUGGCUCCCUCUACGCGACUAGAGUAUGAAAACACUUGCCCUCCCCUCCAACCCAACGUCCUCAAAGUACAUCCUCUUCCCUUGGCCCCUCUGGUUAAUUUGUCACUGACAAUCUUCUUCUGUAUCACGUUGCAUCAGCAGCAUUCACAUUCGUUUUUCUUUCUUUAUCUCCUUUUUGUUUUCAUUUCCAUCCCUUUGAACUGGCCAUUCCCCCGACCUCUCGCAAUCUCACCGGCGCCGAUCAGCAGAACCCUGCACUCGAAGGACUUCCGGCAACUGGCCUGCGUCGCAACAAUGGGCCUCAACAACCACUACCGCUCUGUUUCCACCAACGACGAAUCCUUCCCGCUCUCCGAAAAGAGUCAGUCAAGAGCAGGCUGGGGCAAGCAGUCCCUCUGUCUUUCUGUUGCGACCGGCACUCUUUUCAUCGCCAUCAUAGUCGCCAUCUUCUCCCUGAUUUCUUCUGUAUUUGUUUCACACUCCUCUACCUCCACAUCCGACGCUCUCUCGGCGUCUACCACCAGCGCAACCGCAGUUGUCGCCAGUACCUCCGCUGCUUCAACACCCACCCCUCUCGUCGGUGACGACUCGAUAAAAUCCACCGAGGGUUCUGAUGACUCGACCUCGUCAAAGGAUGAAAUCCAAAACUGCGGAUAUACCCCCGAAGAGGCCAGAGAACAUGGCUGCGUCUUUGACGUGAUGAUGCAACUCUGGACCCCAGCGGCGUGUUUCGACGAAUCUCUUUCAAACCGCUUCCUCGAGGUUGGCAAUUGGACCUGGUAUGCUGAUCCUUCUGCGAGCUACGCCUACACUUUGGAGGAAAUGAGAAAAGGCGAACAUGAUGCAGUCUAUGUCGCGCAAGACUACCAUGUGACCCACUGCAUCUACGCCUGGGAAAAGCUGGUCCGGUCGAUGAGGAAUCAACAGCCCCUCAUUACUGAGUUGAUUUCUUAUGACCAUGUCAUCCACUGCAGGCACAAAACCCUUCAGAGAGCCGAUGGAGGUAGCUCCAUCCGUGGUGUCCGAGCACCUACUGGGUAUACCCAAUGCGCACCAUAUGACACAUGGAAAAAUCAUCUACCUCCGAACGAGCAUUCCUCAACGGACUGAAGAGGAUUAAAGAAUUUCGUGGGCCGACCUUGACGUGAGCGUUUAGCAGUUGAAUUUCGGUUACGGUCAGUUCAUAUAGGCACAUAAUCAUCCCUCAAUUAUCAACGUUUCAGAAAUGGGGAAGUUUUCAGUUGCGCCGGAAAACAAAACUUCACGCAAAGUCUGGAGUGAUUCUCAACCUUGAAAGACACCUCGAAUGCCUCCAAGGCUUCACAGAAUCGCCAAUGGAGAUCUGUGCUACUUUUCAAGCUUCGGAGGAAAGUUUAUUCUGCACAGGCUUUGAUCGAGUCACGACGCACCUCCAGACCUCUGGAUUUUGAGAUCCCGCCACCCGAACGAGCGGCUGCACUGGAGCGAAGUGAUUGUGAUAUGGCGGCGACCGGACCAUGGUUAGGAAUACACCACUCAAAGCUGUGGCUUUUUCAAGAUUUGUCAAUAUUAGAGGGAUGAUAUGAAUGACUUUCCCCUUCCACCAAACAAUAUACUGUACUUUUUAGCAGGCCAACGCGCAGGGUAUUUGUUUCGAUCUAGUUUUUCCAAUCUUCUCUGUCCCAGGCAAAAAUGCCCAUAAAACCUGAGGUUGCCUAGCUUUGUGACAGACGAAUUAUUUGAUGAUUCUAA
Molecule: messenger RNA, 1804 nt
Organism: Cladophialophora immunda
Lineage: Eukaryota; Fungi; Ascomycota; Eurotiomycetes; Chaetothyriales; Herpotrichiellaceae
Exons: 1
Coding region: 368-1183 (271 amino acids)
Source: RefSeq, a predicted model, not a curated record